UAACCUAACAAUUGAAAAUGUCAAUUUGUUUUGGUUGGAGGCUAAAGACCACACGUGGAAUUUUUUUUUAAUAAUUGGUGAAUUAUUUUGUGGAUAAUUGAAAAAAAUUAAGACAAUCUUCAAUUAUGAUUGGGAGAGACUCAGACGCUAUCAGACGUGCGUCCUUGAAAAAACAGAAGGAGGCAUUCCGAGAAAAGGAAUUGUUGAUAAGAAAUGCUCUGAACUCAGUGGAUGGAGUUCCAAACAAGAAAAUUGUCUUCGAUGACAGUAUAUGUGACCAGGAAAAUGAUAACGAAGAGAAAAUAGUCAAUCGAUCUAGAAAACGAACAUUAUUCGAUGAUGAGGAUGAGGAGGGAGAUGGGGUGGCAGAUUCGAAAGAGGAGGAGUACGAUUUUAGUGCAAAUAAAAAGUCGAAGGUGGUGAAUCUUGGAAACGAUCCUCGUUUCGCGAUGGACGAAAGAUUUUUAGAAGACGAAGAAAAAGAACCGGAGGAAUUAAAUAACGAACAGGACGAGGAUGAACUGACAAGUGAGAAAAACAAACAGUUGGAAAUUCUCCAGAGUGUUCUGGGUAAGCCUUUACCCAAGAAGAAUGACUCAGAGAAGAAAAGGAAAAAUCAAAUGAUUCGGUACGAUCCGACGCAGGACGACCACCAGAAACACGAACUGCAAAAAGAAGAGCCUCAAUCCUCGAAGAAGAAAAAAAGAAAAGCUAAAGAGGUCCUAGUGGAGGAGGAAAAACCUAUUCCUGUGUCGAGUGAAAUUUUCUACUCGGUGUCAGAAAAUCUGACGGAGACCCUGAAAGCCCCAGAGGAGUUCAGUUUGCUCCAACGAUUCGGUACAGCCCCUGAAGAGAAAAGUCGUGAAUUGGCGAAUGAAGAAAAACUGGCAACAGAGAGGAAAUCAAAGUUUGGAGAUAAUUUCGACGCUAAAAAUCCAUUUAGGUAUGAUUCCUCUGAGGACGAGGACGAAACUUCAGGGCAGAACACGGAAAAUGCAAAAAGAAGUACUGAAAAAGUGUCACGAGUUGUUGAAGACACAUUUUUCUUAAACCCUGCAAUAUUUAAAGAGGCCGAGGAAUUUUUCAAAACCCCCGCACCUUCGAACCAAUCGUUCAAAAAUCUCAGAAAACAAUUGAAGGAGAUCGUUCGUUCGAAGAUUCGAAACAACACGCGAAAAACUCAGAUUUGGAAGCAUAAAAAGAUCAACACUGUUAAACCACAUUGUAAAUAAUAAUAAUUAUUGUUUAUGACCUGUGAAAAAUAUGUAUAUGGAAGAAUAAAUCUUAAUUAUUGA
Messenger RNA from Fopius arisanus, 1295 nucleotides. RefSeq names its product nucleolar protein 8. The record is from RefSeq and is a predicted model, not a curated record. Lineage: Eukaryota; Metazoa; Arthropoda; Insecta; Hymenoptera; Braconidae. The transcript is spliced from 5 exons. Bases 126 to 1232 code for a protein of 368 amino acids.